AGAUCAUGCAUGAUGUGAUAAAGAAGGUCAAGAAGAAGGGGGAGUGGAAGGUGCUGGUGGUCGAUCAGCUGAGCAUGAGGAUGCUCUCCUCCUGCUGUAAGAUGACGGACAUCAUGACCGAGGGGAUAACAAUUGUGGAAGACAUCAACAAGUGCAGGGAGCCACUGCCCAGCCUGGAGGCUGUGUACCUCAUCACUCCGUCAGAGAAGUCUAUCCGCUCCCUCAUGAAUGACUUUAAGGACCCACCGACUGCUAAGUACCGGGCUGCCCAUGUCUUCUUCACUGACUCUUGUCCAGAUGCCUUGUUUAAUGAGCUGGUAAAAUCUCGAGCAGCCAAAGUCAUCAAGACUCUGACAGAAAUCAACAUUGCGUUUCUCCCCUAUGAGUCCCAGGUGUAUUCUCUGGACUCGGCUGACUCUUUCCAGAGCUUCUACAGUCCCCACAAGGCUCAGAUGAAGAAUCCUAUACUAGAGCGCCUGGCAGAGCAGAUUGCCACUCUGUGUGCCACGCUGAAGGAGUACCCAGCCGUGCGGUAUCGUGGGGAGUACAAGGACAACGCUCUGCUGGCCCAGCUAAUCCAGGACAAGCUCGACGCCUACAAAGCCGAUGACCCCACCAUGGGCGAGGGCCCAGACAAGGCUCGCUCCCAGCUCCUGAUCCUGGACCGCGGUUUCGACCCCAGUUCCCCUGUUCUUCAUGAGCUGACCUUUCAGGCUAUGAGUUAUGAUCUGCUGCCUAUCGAGAAUGAUGUGUACAAGUAUGAGACGAGCGGCAUCGGAGAGGCACGGGUGAAGGAAGUGCUUCUGGACGAGGACGACGACCUCUGGAUAACGCUGCGCCACAAGCACAUCGCAGAGGUGUCCCAGGAAGUCACCCGUUCUCUGAAAGAUUUUUCUUCCAGCAAGAGAAUGAACACGGGGGAGAAGACCACCAUGCGUGACCUGUCCCAGAUGCUGAAGAAAAUGCCCCAGUACCAGAAAGAGCUCAGCAAGUAUUCCACCCACCUGCAUCUUGCCGAGGACUGCAUGAAGCACUAUCAAGGCACCGUGGACAAGCUCUGCCGGGUGGAGCAGGACCUGGCCAUGGGCACGGAUGCUGAAGGCGAGAAGAUCAAGGACCCCAUGAGAGCCAUCGUCCCCAUUCUGCUGGACGCAAAUGUCAGCACUUAUGACAAAAUCCGCAUCAUCCUCCUCUACAUCUUUCUCAAGAAUGGCAUCACUGAGGAAAACCUGAACAAACUGAUCCAGCACGCCCAGAUCCCCCCGGAGGACAGCGAGNAUGUGGCCUGACAGUCUAAUCUUUAUGUUUGCAUUCAGUCUACAUUGCGUCGCAGGAGCAAGCCAGAGCGGAAGGAGCGCAUCAGCGAGCAGACCUACCAGCUGUCACGAUGGACCCCGAUUAUUAAAGACAUCAUGGAGGACACCAUUGAGGACAAGCUCGAUACCAAGCACUACCCUUACAUCUCUACCCGCUCCUCUGCCUCCUUCAGCACCACCGCCGUCAGCGCCCGCUAUGGGCACUGGCAUAAGAACAAGGCCCCGGGCGAGUACCGCAGUGGUCCCCGCCUCAUCAUCUUCAUCCUGGGAGGCGUGAGCCUGAGCGAGAUGCGCUGCGCCUACGAGGUGACCCAGGCCAAUGGCAAGUGGGAAGUGCUGAUAGGUUCUACUCAUAUUCUUACUCCCACCAAAUUUCUCAUGGACCUGAGACACCCCGACUUCAGGGAGUCCUCUAGGGUAUCUUUUGAGGAUCAGGCUCCAACAAUGGAGUGAGAGCCAAAGAAACAAAGAUCCACGCAGAUUCUCACCCCACAAAAACUGCUGGACACGCUGAAGAAACUGAAUAAAACA
Myotis davidii is the source of this 1847-nucleotide messenger RNA. RefSeq names its product syntaxin binding protein 1 (gene STXBP1). Gene Ontology annotation, molecular function: syntaxin binding. Lineage: Eukaryota; Metazoa; Chordata; Mammalia; Chiroptera; Vespertilionidae. Gene Ontology annotation, biological process: neurotransmitter secretion; vesicle-mediated transport; intracellular protein transport. Gene Ontology annotation, cellular component: secretory granule; plasma membrane. The transcript has 19 exons. The record is from RefSeq and is a predicted model, not a curated record.